Messenger RNA from Leptidea sinapis, 2225 nucleotides. RefSeq names its product putative fatty acyl-CoA reductase CG5065. NCBI's taxonomy places the organism in Eukaryota, Metazoa, Arthropoda, Insecta, Lepidoptera, Pieridae. Gene Ontology annotation, cellular component: peroxisome. Gene Ontology annotation, molecular function: alcohol-forming very long-chain fatty acyl-CoA reductase (NADP+) activity. The record is from RefSeq and is a predicted model, not a curated record. The transcript is spliced from 13 exons. The coding region runs from base 28 to 1503 and encodes 491 amino acids. Gene Ontology annotation, biological process: long-chain fatty-acyl-CoA metabolic process.
AGCAGGUGAGUCGCUGUGACUGGAACAAUGGAUGUGAGUGUAUCAGAGUUCUACACGGACAAGACGGUGUUCAUCACUGGCGGUAGCGGCUUCAUCGGCAAGGUGUUAGUGGAGAAGCUGCUGCGAUGCUGUCCAGUUCGGAAGAUCUUCCUUCUCAUGAGGCCCAAGAAGGGCGGUAGUUUGAAGGCGAGAUACCACGAACUUAUUCGCAGCCGGGCUUUUGACAACAUUCGGCAAGACCCUCUCAUUUUCGAAAAGCUGCAUUUAAUCCGUGGGGACAUCCUUCAGGAGAACCUGGGUAUGUCCGAUGCGGAUCGGCAGCUGGUGCAGGAGGAGACCAACAUCGUGUUCCACAGUGCCGCCUGUGUCAAGUUCGACAUGUUCAUCCGUGAUGCUGUGCAGAUGAACGUUGUCGGAACGCGGAGAGUGUUGGAACUGGUCGAGGGCAUACACAACUUAGACGUAUUCGUGCAUCUGUCGACUACAUACUGUCGAUCAGAUUUGCCACUUCUAGAAGAGAAAGUGUAUCCUAGCAAGCACAACCCAGACGAUGUAAUACACCUCACAAAGUGGAUGGACGAUGGUGUACUCAAACAUCUGGAACCAAAAUUGAUUGAGCCAGAGCCGAACACAUAUGGAUACACGAAAUCCUUAGCAGAACAAAUUGUUGCAGAGUUCUCUGGAAAAUUCCCCAUCUGUAUCGCCAGACCAUCUAUAGUGGUGGCAGCUUUGAAGGAGCCGUUUCCUGGGUGGGUGGACAACAUCAAUGGACCGACCGCCAUUAUAGUUGGAGCCUCUAAAGGUGUGAUUCGUUCGAUGCUGUGUGAUGACCAGCAGAAUGGAGACGGUAUGCCAGUGGACCAGGUGGUCAACGGUUGCGUAUUGCUCGCUUACACCACCGCGCUCACGCAAGCAACAUCAAAAGAGCUGGUAGUGUGCAACAUAGCGCGAGCCGGCAUCAACUCUAUAUCCUGGGGCGAGGCAGUUGAGAUUGCAAAGACUCAUAUCAAGGAGUUCCCACCGUCAGUUGCGUUGUGGUAUCCCGGGGGAUCGCCGAAGAGACAUAAGAUGCAGCAUGAUAUAGCUGUGCUAUUUACACAUCUCCUGCCAGCAUACCUCGUAGAUUUCAUACUUCAACUUGCAGGGAAAAAGCCUUUUUUGGUGAACGUCCAAAAACGUGUGACAAGCGGCCUCGGGGUGAUCCAGUACUACGCCAUCAGACCCUGGAAGUUCAGCAACCAGAGGUACCUGGCACUCCGGAGCCAGAUAUCUGAAGAUGAAGAUCGUCUAUUCUAUACGGACAUAAAGUCAAUGGAUUGGCAGAGCUACAUGAAGGAGUACGUGCGAGGGUCCCGGGAGUAUUGCUGCAAGGAGGAUCCCGCCACCCUCCAACAGGCGAAAGCUCUACACAGCAAAUUGUUCUUCGCGGAUCUCUUACUGAAGCUCACACUGUGGACAUGGUGUUUGUACAUUUUAUAUUUAGGUUUAAAAUAUAUUGUGUAAAUGUUUGUAAAUGUAACCUAUGUAGUAACGAUUUGAAAACUUAACUUAGAUUGAGGAUUGGUCUCCGCUGCGCCAUAACUAGAUACCGCACUACCUAAGAAUAAUAGCUAUUUUAUUUAAAAAAAAAUAUUGAAGUAGGAAAAUAUAUAGGCAUAAUUAUACAAAUGAUUUGAGUUUUCUUUAGAGACAUUGAGUCUCGUGCCAGAUUUUGGGGAGACAACACGUCCUGAGGAUGCCUCGUGUAGAGGCGAAACACGUGUCGAAAUGUUUAAAGACAAAUAUUGGCGGAAUUAACACUAAAGAAAACUCAAAUUUUAUUACUAUUUAACUAUUAGAUGCUUGUGUACGUUGGAUCUUGACACACAAUAGCAUCUUUCAAAUUUUGUAACAAAAUACUUACUGAUGAUAAUAUGUGAUCCCAGUGUCUUUCUUAUAUCUUUUAGUAGAUAUUAUUUUUAGAAAUUUUUACUACGCAACCCGGCGUUUUAGUUUCAAUUAUUAGCAAAGUUUAACAGAACAUGUGGCACGGCAACGUCACACAUUGUUCGAGACUGUGGAAUACGCCCAAUUGGUCGUAGUUGCCGCACUUCGCGACUACGCCUGCGGUAUCUAGUUGGAGAGAGCGGAGACCAAUCCUUAAUCUAAGCUUAUGUAAUGAAUUAUUAAGUAUAUACAGAUAGUUAAUGUUUUUAGUUUAAGUAAGUUAAUAAAAUAUGUUAUUC